This is a messenger RNA of Cryptomeria japonica (Japanese cedar), 1416 nucleotides long. Its product is annotated as tRNase Z TRZ1. The transcript has 8 exons. NCBI's taxonomy places the organism in Eukaryota, Viridiplantae, Streptophyta, Pinopsida, Cupressales, Cupressaceae. Bases 82 to 1101 code for a protein of 339 amino acids. The record is from RefSeq and is a predicted model, not a curated record.
UUAUUUGAACAAUAGCUUACUCCAUUUAUUCAACCAACUUGCUUCAUCCAUAUUUUCUUUCUUCUUUUGUAAUAUUGUUUCAUGAUUAUAAUGAUAAGUUGGAUGGACAGACGAGCCAUUUUCAAAACGUGUUGCGAUCAUCCAUUACCUCUGUUGCUGUAUCCACCAAAGACUCAGAAGCUGGUCUCCAGGGGUACCAGGUUUUGCACAAUGCACAGCAAUGAUAAUAAUAAAACACAAGAGAAGAAGGAGAAUAAGGGCAAAGACAAAAAAGGACUCGAAAUUGCAGGGUAUUCCAUUGAAGGGGUGUCCAUUGGGGGUCAAGAGACGUGUGUGAUUGUGCCUGCUUUGAAAAUGGCUUUCGACAUUGGGCGCUGCCCGCAAAGGGCCAUUCCCCAAGAUUUCCUCUUCAUUUCCCACGGUCACAUGGAUCAUAUUGGUGGACUUCCCAUGUAUGUUGCAACUCGUGGUCUAUACAGAAUGAGGCCUCCGACAAUUUUUGUCUCAGCAGACAUAAAAGAACAUGUUGAAAAGCUAUUUGAAGUUCAUAGAGCAAUGGAUCACUCAGAGCUCAAUCACAAUCUAAUAGCUUUGAAUGUGGGGGAGGACUAUCAAAUAAGAAAGGACUUGAUUGUGAGGCCAUUUAAGACAUAUCAUGCUAUACCAAGCCAGGGAUAUAUUAUCUAUUCAGUUAAGCAGAAACUAAAGAAGGAAUAUCACGGUUUGCAAGGAAAUGAUAUAAAAAAGCUGAAGUUGUCAGGUGUGGAGAUCACAGACACCAUAAAGUCACCAGAGAUUGCAUUCACAGGAGAUACAAUGUCUGACUUUAUAUUCGAUCCUAAUAAUAUUGAUGUAUUGCGAGCAAAGGUUCUUAUUAUGGAGGCUACCUUUGUGGAUGAUGCAAUGAGCGUUGAGCAUGCACGAGAUUAUGGUCAUAUCCAUUUGUCUGAGGUUGUAAAUCAUGCAGACCAAUUUCAAAAUCAGGCAAUCCUGUUCAUCCACUUCUCCGCACGCUAUACGGCUGAGGAAAUCAAGGAAGCAAUGACGAACUUACCCUCAACUUUGGCGGGAAGAGUUUUCGCACUCACUGAAGGAUUUUGAUUUGAGAAUUGAAAAUUCAUAAUUUAUUUUAUUUAUCUUUGUAAUUUUGUAAUAAAAAAUUAUUACACCAGAGUUUCAUCAUUUUAAUUAAUUAUUAAACUGGGCACAAAUGAAUGAGUUGUAAUACCUGAAUCGAUCUCAACAGGGGAAAUUUUGUAAUAUGUUAAAUACAUAGAUAUCAUGCCAAUGUAGAAUCUUUCUUGUCUAAAAUAUGACUUGUAUUUCUUCAAAUCUAUACAUAAGGUUUUCACAAAUUAGUGUCACGUUAAUGGGUGCCUUUGGCAACCCGUAUUUAUAAGAAGCUGGUUUAUUCAA